Messenger RNA from Camelus dromedarius (Arabian camel), 4018 nucleotides. RefSeq names its product G protein-coupled receptor 27 (gene GPR27). The record is from RefSeq and is a predicted model, not a curated record. Gene Ontology annotation, biological process: G protein-coupled receptor signaling pathway. Gene Ontology annotation, cellular component: plasma membrane. The coding region runs from base 302 to 1435 and encodes 377 amino acids. The transcript has a single exon. Lineage: Eukaryota; Metazoa; Chordata; Mammalia; Artiodactyla; Camelidae. Gene Ontology annotation, molecular function: G protein-coupled receptor activity.
AGCGGAGGAAGAGGAGACGGAGGAGGAUGCACCGGGCUGCGGGCGGCCCGGCCCGCAGUGCCUGAGGCGCAGGGAGUGGCCGUCGCCUCCUGCGAGCACCAUUCCUGAGAUGGCGGCGCGGCGGCUGCUCGGGGAGCCGAGGAGGGGUCAGCCGGGCGCAGGCUGAGCCCCGCCGGGCCGGGGGCUCGCCGGAGACCCGCGCGCUCGGGGGAGCUGUGGCCCGCUGGCCGGCAGGCCUGCGGAGCGGUGAGGCCGGGGCGGCCCCGAAGCGGAGCGUGACGCCGGGCCUGGGGAGGCCGCGAUGGCGAACGCCAGCGAGCCGGGCGGCGGCGGCGGCGGCGGCGAGGCGGCAGCCCUGGGACUCAAGCUGGCCACGCUCAGCCUGCUGCUGUGCGUGAGCCUGGCGGGCAACGUGCUGUUCGCGCUGCUCAUCGUGCGGGAGCGCAGCCUGCACCGCGCCCCGUACUACCUGCUGCUCGACCUGUGCCUGGCCGACGGGCUGCGCGCGCUCGCCUGCCUCCCGGCCGUCAUGCUGGCGGCGCGGCGGGCCGCGGCCGCCGCGGGGGCGCCGCCGGGCGCGCUGGGCUGCAAGCUGCUCGCCUUCCUGGCCGCGCUCUUCUGCUUCCACGCCGCCUUCCUGCUGCUCGGCGUGGGCGUCACCCGCUACCUGGCCAUCGCGCACCACCGCUUCUACGCCGAGCGCCUGGCCGGCUGGCCGUGCGCCGCCAUGCUGGUGUGCGCCGCCUGGGCGCUGGCGCUGGCCGCGGCCUUCCCGCCCGUGCUGGACGGCGGCGGCGGCGACGACGAGGACGCGCCGUGCGCCCUGGAGCAGCGGCCCGACGGCGCCCCCGGCGCGCUCGGCUUCCUGCUGCUGCUGGCCGUGGUGGUGGGCGCCACGCACCUCGUCUACCUCCGCCUGCUCUUCUUCAUCCACGACCGCCGCAAGAUGCGGCCCGCGCGCCUCGUGCCCGCCGUCAGCCACGACUGGACCUUCCACGGCCCCGGCGCCACCGGCCAGGCGGCCGCCAAUUGGACGGCUGGCUUCGGCCGCGGGCCCACGCCGCCCGCGCUCGUGGGCAUCCGGCCGGCAGGGGCGGGCCGCGGCGCGCGCCGCCUCCUCGUGCUCGAGGAGUUCAAGACGGAGAAGAGGCUGUGCAAGAUGUUCUACGCCGUCACCCUGCUCUUCCUGCUCCUCUGGGGGCCCUACGUCGUGGCCAGCUACCUGCGGGUCCUGGUGCGGCCCGGCGCCGUCCCCCAGGCCUACCUGACGGCCUCCGUGUGGCUGACCUUCGCGCAGGCCGGCAUCAAUCCCGUCGUGUGCUUCCUCUUCAACAGGGAGCUCAGGGACUGCUUCCGGGCCCAGUUCCCCUGCUGCCAGAGCCCCCAGGCCACCCAGUCCACCCUGCCCUGCGACCUGAAAGGCAUCGGUUUAUAAGGGGCUCUUCCCCCGCCAUGCGCACUUCAACCCGGCCUUUUCCUUUGGCUUGGACGGUGACGUCGUUCCUCCCCCUUCUGCCCCUUUUUUCAUUUUCUAAGCUGCCUUCAAAACGACUCUCAAAGUGGAUAAACACUUGGAUUGUACAGACUUCUUCGUGGGGAGAGGGUUUCGAAGUUCCAGCCCCACCCCAGCUCCGCGUGUUCAUCCUCUUUAAUGUAUUUUCAUCUUAACAGUAGGCCCUGCAGUCUUUGUGCUGGUACUGAUGUCUUACUCCAUGUGUUACUCCUAUGGGUUUUUUUUUGUUUGUUUGUUUUUUGUUUUUUUUUUAAAUGAAGGCUAAACUAAUUUUCUUCAUGCAACCUUUCCUAAAGACCAUGGCCAGUUUUCUACAGAAGCUAUUUUUGACAACCUCAAGUGGCAUUCAUUACAUUUUGCGGUGAAGUAGAGGAACCCGGGGGGACUUCACAAGUUCGAUUUCUUGAGGGUCUUCUGUUGGAAGCAGGAGAAAGAGGGAAAGUUGUCUCACGUUCCCUCUGAAAUGCGGGCCGUGCGGUCAGUGGGACUGCUCUCGUUCUUUGAAGGUAUUGAGAACUCUGUUCAGUAUUGAUACUGAGUUUAAAGAGCAGAAAUGGGAGUGAGCAGCAAGGCAGCCAUUUUUGAUCAGGGACAAGUAAGAUUUGUUCCCCACCUUGCUUUAUGCCACUAGAAAAUGCCCUUUGUACUUUACCAAUCUUGAGUGGGAACAUUUCUGUAAAACUGCAACUUUUCAAAAGAGUAAAGAGUGUUUUGGUUAGUAAUGGUGCGGAGAAAAUACAGUAUUGCAUGUUUUCGUGAGUACUGAUUGUGGUUCAGGGACUGGGAGGGCUCUGAGACGAGCAAAUCAAAAGUGUUUGGGUAUUUUUUGCCAAUAAAAAUUAAAAUAAUUUUUUGGAAACAGUUUGUGCUUCAAGGAGCCCAGUUUUAUUGUCUUACAAAACUCAUUUCCACUUUGAAAAUUGUUCUUUUGUUCAAGGUAUAGAUGGACUAUAAUGAUACUUGACUUCUUUGAGACAAAACAUUUCCUUAAAAUGUUUGUUAGGUCGAGCUGUGCUGUUCUGCUGGUGGUUGUUUUAAAUUAAUAAUGAGAACUGUAAUUUAAAAUAAUUAUUUCUUUGUUAGACACAUUGUCAUUAAAUUCAAAGACUAAAUUCUGCAAGUACUGUAUAAAUUUUUUUUUUGCUUCUAAUGCUACAUUUUUUAUUAACGUAGCUUCCGUUUUGAGGAUUUAUAUCUGUAUUUCUCUUUGCAUUAUAUAAAUAUACCAGUAUUUUCAUUCUGGAGUGGGUUUUUGUUGCCGUGGUUUGAGGCUAUGACAGGUAGUAAUAUAUGUGUAAGCAAGGUAGUCAUGUUCUGUUAUCCUUUCAGUGCAUGCUGUUUAGUUGACCAUCAGAAUUUCUAAGACAUUUGAGGCUUGUUAAUCUAAAGUGCAAGAUAAAAAUCUGCAAAUCUUUUUAAAGGGAAAAAGUGGUAGAUAUAUAUACUGCUUUAAAACUGUUUUUUUAUGAACAUAAAACAUGAGUGUGAGCAAAGUAAUCAUUUUGAUAAAAUAAUCAUUAAAAAUGGGUGCAAUAAAUAUACUGAAAUUUGAGUUGGGCAUAAUAUAAAGUAUUUAAUGUUCAGUCCAAGAUGGGUAAGUCAUAAUAAGAGGGGGUGGCUAAAUUAUCUCAGGUGAAAUGGCCAGCAUCAUUUUAUUUUGUCUGUAAAAGUCAUUCAGUGUAUGCAGACAGUCUCAAAUUUGGAAAAUAUGAGUAACUCUUAGCCUGUUUCUCCCCAGGUUGUAAGACCAGGUAGACAUCCAUUAUCCAAGGGCCAUUUAUCAGAAAUCUCAGCUAAUCUAAAGACAAAGAGGCCCAGGAAGUAAAUCUCUCUUCCUCUAACCUCUCAUCCACCCAAGUGAUCCAAGUGCAAAAAACAGAAGUCACUGAGCCCGUAUGAUCUUCAGAAUUCUGAGCACCUGCCAUGACACAGGAACCAAGGCAUCAGGGCUAACUCCUGUGCAACCUCAGCCUUAGGCAGUAGGUCAAGGGCACAGAGAUAGCCUCUGGGCUCUAUGUGGCCUUGAGUUCACAGAUGCUUUUCCAUAGGAGAAUCCAUAAGCCAGGGAUUCUCGAAUGUUAACAUUCAUAACAACAAUCACCUUAAGUACUUGCAGGGUCCAGAGGUUCUUAUUAGAAGGAGUUGGGGCGGGACCCAGGAAAGAGCAUCUUCAACAAGAUGCCCCAGAAGUUGGACGCACACUCCAGGCCUUUGCUCAAACCCGAUUUACUCAGACACCACGUGUACACACUUGGUGAUCUGGGUUUGUCUUGCUUUGUUCUGAUUGGAUGGGAGGUUUCUAAUGAGAAUUCAGGCGAUGAGUAAUGAGAAAUGACAGGCAACUGUAAAGGAAAAAGAAAAGAACCAAGAGAGGCAGGGAAACAAGCUGUCCGGGGGAAUUCUGUGUAGGAGCAAAAUCCCCUCACACCUCAAUAGUUUUUUGCCCAAUGAAUGUAUUAACCUGUACUUUGUUAACUAUAUUAAUAAAAAAAAUCAAGAAAAAGU